AUGUCGUUGCAUUAUCCCCAUGGGUAUCGGUACCGAUCCGCGGCCAAAGCUCCGGGCCCGGGGAACGGCGAACAGGGCUCUGAUAGCGAUGUCGCUGAACUAAGCGAUCUGGAGGAUGACGAGGAUGAGGACGGGGGCGGCCAAUCGACCGACAGACGGAUACUGCCGGAUGAUGAUCAGGAUGACGACGAUGAGGACGACGAUGAGGACGACGAGGAUGAUGAGGAUGACGAGGACGGCGACGAGCUUCCAUAUCCUGGUUUCGUGCCGGUUGUUCUGCGAUACCUCGACCAGACUACACGACCGCGCAACUGGUGUCUGGCGCUCAUCACUAAUCCGUGGUUCGAAAGGGUGAGCAUGAUGGUAAUCCUUCUGAACUGCAUCACUCUGGGGAUGUAUCAGCCCUGCGUCGACGACCAAUGCGUGACGAAUCGUUGUAAAAUAUUACAAAUGUUCGACGACAUCAUUUUCGCCUUCUUCGCCCUCGAGAUGACAAUCAAGAUGGUCGCGAUGGGAAUAUACGGGAAGGGGACGUACCUCGCGGACUCCUGGAACAGGCUCGACUUUUUUAUCGUCGCGGCCGGUGCCCUGGAAUACUGCUUGAACGUGGAGAACAUGAAUCUGUCGGCGAUACGAACGAUAAGAGUCCUAAGACCGUUGCGUGCCAUCAACAGAAUUCCGAGUAUGAGGAUACUGGUGAUGCUGUUGCUCGACACGCUUCCCAUGCUGGGCAACGUGUUGCUGUUGUGUUUCUUCGUAUUCUUCAUAUUCGGGAUCGUCGGCGUUCAAUUAUGGGAGGGUAUACUGCGUCAACGUUGCUUCCUGAAGGCUCUGCCGAACGUCCGAUAUCCCGACGAUCUCGAGAAGUACUUCGAGUAUCAGGGUCAGGACUACAUUUGCUCGCGGCCUGACGACAACGGAAUGCACUCUUGCAGCAACUUGCCGCCGCUCAAGUUCGGAAACGUGGUUUGCAAUCACACCGCGUUGCCGAACAAUAAUGCGACGUUCAUCACCAACGACACCUGCGUUAAUUGGAAUUACUAUUACACGGAGUGCAAGGGUCAGGGCAACAAUCCAUUCCAAGGAACGAUAUCGUUCGAUAAUAUCGGUCUUGCCUGGGUCGCAAUAUUUCUCGUAAUUAGUCUUGAGGGAUGGACAGACAUAAUGUAUUACGUGCAGGAUGCUCACUCCUUUUGGGAUUGGAUUUAUUUCGUCCUUUUGAUUGUGAUUGGCUCGUUCUUCAUGAUUAAUCUGUGCUUAGUCGUAAUAGCAACACAAUUCUCAGAAACGAAAAAGAGAGAGAUGGAAAGAAUGCGAUUGGAACGGGCACGGUUUCAUUCCACAUCAACCCUUGCGUCGUCAACGAACACAUCGGAACCUACCACGUGUUAUGCAGAAAUUGUUAAAUAUAUCGCGCACCUGUGGCGGCGGGGCAAGAGGCGGCUAAUGAAGAGGUACCGACUGUAUUUAUACAAAAGACAGCAGAAACGUGAGCAGAAUUUACUUAAGGAACAGCAACAGCACGGACAUCCGUUUCGGGGAAGCUCAGCCGGUCCUGCCUCGAAUAGAUUACCUGGAGAUAGGAGGCUCCAUCACAGAAGGUGUCCCCGUCUGCUCGCUGCCAUCGAGUACGCGGACCAACAUCAGCAGCAGGGAAUCGGUAGCGGUUCGCUGACAGACUUCACAGGGAACAGUCCGCCGACACAGGCCGCGAUCCUGACCACCGCUAUCGCUAGUAAUGGAGGCAGCAACGGGAACCUGGCGAUUGCACCUCGCGCGAGUCCUGAGGUCUCUGAAGCUGACGUUUCGUCGAACGUGUGCAACCGUUUGGGCACCCACAGAACGUCCUCGGUGUCUUGUAACGGAAGCGAUAACGUCGUUUCGAACGCCACCGAAGCGAGUAUACAGACGAAUAAUGCGCUGCUCAGUCCGCCAUGCACUCAGUACAGAAGAAGAAGCAGCGUGAUGUUCAGCGACGUGGUGCUGUUGCACGGCAGCAACAACGUCGGGAACGCGUUGCAAACGAGUUCGACGGUGGCGCCCGGUGAACGUAAUGUCUGUUCCAGCGAGAAAAUGACGCAGACCGGUGACGGGAAUGUCUGGUCGAGUCCGUUGUCUGACCACAUGCAGAUGCAGGCGGAACUGGGCGGCAGCGAAGCCAUGACCUGUCAGGAGUUGCUGGCGUUGAGCGGCGCGCUGAGCGCCGCGUUGCCAACUGGCCAGCUGGCGCUGGACUCAUUCUUGAACUCGCUCACAAAAGGUAUAAGGGACCGUCACAUCACUCUGGAGGAUCGUGCACAGUGGCUGACGUCCGAGGCUGAUAAUUGCUCCUGUUGCUGCGAGCUUCAGGCGACCGGUGAUCAAUGGCCGGACGAGGCUGACAAAUGGGCGAAGUCGUCGCGCGCAAAGAGGGUGCUGAGAUCAUGCGGCGGCCGGUGUUUUAGCGCGUUGCGGUGCAUAAGACGCUCGAUCCAGAGGCUGGUCGAGCACAAGUACUUUCAACAGGGUAUCCUGGUGGCAAUUCUGAUAAAUACGUUGAGCAUGGGCAUCGAGUACCACAACCAGCCAGAGCAAUUAACCAUAGUGGUUGAAAUAAGCAAUAUUGUGUUUUCGGCCGUUUUCGCCGUGGAAAUGUUACUCAAGAUAAUAGCGGAGGGCCCGUUCGGCUAUAUAAGCAACGGAUUCAACGUCUUUGACGGGGUUGUCGUGGUACUCAGUGUCGUAGAAAUCUGCCAGGCCUUCGUCGAGGAGCGAAGCGGCAGCUCUGGGCUGAGCGUGCUCCGUACUUUUCGGCUGCUUAGGAUCCUGAAGCUGGUCCGUUUCCUACCGAAUCUCCGCCGUCAGUUGUUCGUGAUGCUGCGCACCAUGGAUAACGUUGCCGUAUUCUUUUCCCUUUUAGUACUUUUCAUCUUUAUAUUCAGCAUCCUAGGGAUGUACCUGUUCGGGGGUAAGUUUUGCAUGUGGGCGGACCGGAGUCGGCCCUGCACCUGUGCCGAGGUGGUCUCGCGGCACCCAAUGUGCCGCUGUGAUCGCAAACAUUUCAACGACAUCGUCUGGGCACUUGUCACGGUCUUUCAGAUCCUGACCCAAGAGGAUUGGAACGUGGUGCUGUUCAACGGAAUGCAGAAGACCUCCCAUUGGGCGGCCCUUUACUUCGUCGCGCUGAUGACUUUCGGGAACUAUGUUCUUUUCAAUCUUCUGGUCGCCAUUCUUGUCGAAGGAUUCUCGUCAGAGAGAAAUGAAAGAAGAGAACGGGAACAGAGGGAAAUGGCGAGGCUUGCCGCGAAAGAAGCCGGAUUGGGAAGCGACGAUGGCUCGUCGAGGAUAUCGAGAUCACAUUCGAUCACUGAUAGCGAUACUUACACUCAGGACCGGAAGAACUCGUGGCAGAGCGCCGAGGAGUUGCGAAAGUACAAAGACAACAACAGCCGAGAGAAGCAGAACACGGUCUGGAGGCACCGAAUAGUCGAGCCGAAAUGUAACAUUCAGAAGGAGAACAAAAUGAUGUGCGGGGGUGGACAACCACCGAUAAUUACUCACACGGCAGCUACACCUCAGGAUUCACCGAACACCACCCUCGACGUCGGUUACAAGGACUUGAAUUGCCAAGCCGUAUAUCCGACCGCUGCUCUAUCGAUCGAAUCUAUCGAUCGUUCGGGCAGUCAGUGUAGCAUACCCUCGGGACUGUUAAAAUUACCAGACGUCUCGAACAAAAUACCGACCAAGAACCUUAUCGCCGGACAGUUUCCCCGGCGCAUAAGUCUCGUCACCGCUACUAUUAAUCCCGCGGCGAGAGAGUCAUCCAAUUCGAGCCCACCAAGAAUACAAAGAGGUUACUCAUGGAAACUGUCCCGACCAUCCCUAAGAAGGAAGCGUUGGUCUCAAUGCGAGGAUGAACCUCCUGGAAGAGCCAUCGUUUUAAACAACGGUCGGAGCAAUUUACUUGGCUCCAAUUCGAACUUCAACGGCGGCUAUUUACACGGCACGAUAAGGAAUGACACGCAAAGCGACACGCCGAAUAACCGUACGGCCGUCCUGACAAGCAAUAACCGUAGCCUGAGCCCUAAUAACUCGAUCGAAAGCCGUAGUUCCUCCAUACGGCGUUACACGAUGACGCCCAAUCAGAUGCGUUGGAUCGGCGACCUCUCGCGGAGGAACUCGCUGCGCGGAUACGAAAACGUGCAGUCCCCAACGAGAAAAACGUUACCAUCGGACGAUGCGCUGGUACAAUGUUCAACAGCGGCGCGUACAAUUAACAAUUUGUCGAUGGAGACCGGUCCACUGCCCAGAAUCAAGCAGCUUCCCGAUCAAGACGACGACAAUCCCUGCACGGACGAACAGACGCCAUCUCUGAACGGCCACGGUAGCGCCAGUAGCAUCGAGAGGAUCAAGAAGAUCUUCAUGUUCUUCGAACCUAAAGGCUGCCUUAAAGAACGCGAUGAUUACUCGCUCUAUCUUUUCCCGCCGAACAACAGGUUUCGAGUUCUCUGCCGAUGGUUCGUUGAUCAGAAAUGGUUCGACAAUGUGGUCCUCUUUUUCAUUGGUCUAAAUUGUAUCACCUUGGCGAUGGAAAGGCCGAAUAUACCGCCUGACAGCGGCGAGAGACUUUUUUUAGCAACAGCGAACUACGUUUUUACCGGAGUGUUCGCCGUUGAAAUGUUCGUUAAGGUCGUUGCAUCCGGUAUGCUGUACGGUUCGGACGCUUACUUCACUUCUGGCUGGAAUAUUAUGGACGGAGUUCUUGUGAUCAUUUCCAUCAUCGAUUUAUCAAUGUCUGUACUUUCGUCUAGUAGUCCAAGAAUAUUUGGAAUAUUGAGGGUUUUUAGACUUUUACGGUCGCUGAGACCACUGAGGGUGAUCAAUCGUGCACCCGGUUUGAAGCUGGUUGUUCAGACAUUGUUGUCCUCUUUACGACCUAUCGGCAACAUCGUUUUGAUAUGCUGUACUUUUUUCGUAAUCUUCGGUAUCUUGGGCGUGCAGCUCUUCAAGGGUGCCUUUUAUUAUUGCGAGGGGCCUGAUAUUAAAAACGUGCGCAAUAAGACCGACUGCCUGGCCGACAACCGGAACGUCUGGCUGAACCGGAAGUACAACUUCGACGAUCUCGGGAAAGCGUUGAUGUCGUUGUUCGUGCUCUCGUCGCGAGAUGGCUGGGUGAACAUCAUGUAUACCGGUCUCGACGCCGUUGGUGUCGAUCAACAGCCAGUCGAGAAUUACUCGGAAUGGCGGCUGUUGUAUUUCAUAGCUUUCAUCUUGCUCGUUGGUUUCUUCGUGCUCAACAUGUUCGUGGGUGUUGUGGUGGAGAACUUUCACAGGUGUCGCGAGGAACAGGAGAAAGAAGAGCGCGUACGAAGAGCCGCGAAGCGGGCCCUGCAAAUGGAAAAGAAACGGCGAAAAAUGCACGAGCCACCUUAUUAUACGAACUACUCGAAAUCCCGGCUCUUCGUUCACAACGUGGUGACGUCCAAAUAUUUCGACUUGGCGAUCGCCGCGGUAAUCGGCCUGAAUGUUGUCACAAUGGCAAUGGAGUUUUACAUGAUGCCGAAGGCACUGACUUACGCUCUAAAGAUAUUCAAUUAUUUCUUCACCGCGGUCUUCAUCCUCGAAUCAUUCAUGAAGCUUCUCGCGUUGGGUCUGCACUUAUACUUAAAAGACAAAUGGAACCAGCUAGACGUCGGAAUCGUAAUACUGUCGGUGGUCGGUAUUGUUCUCGAAGAGGUCGAGUCGAAAAUCAUUCCGAUCAAUCCCACCAUAAUUCGCGUGAUGAGAGUGCUGCGGAUCGCCAGAGUUCUGAAGCUGCUGAAAAUGGCGAAAGGAAUACGAGCCCUUUUGGACACGGUAAUGCAGGCGUUACCGCAGGUCGGAAACUUGGGACUGCUAUUCUUUCUGCUGUUUUUCAUAUUCGCGGCACUUGGUGUCGAACUUUUCGGUCGUUUAGAAUGCACCGACGAAAUGCCGUGUCAAGGACUCGGCGAGCACGCCCAUUUCAGUAACUUCGGAAUGAUCCUGACGCUUUUUCGCGUGGCGACUGGCGACAACUGGAACGGUAUCAUGAAGGACACGUUAAGGGACGACUGCGACGAGGCGGCGGACUGCGUGAAAAACUGUUGCGUGAGCACCAUCAUAGCGCCGAUUUUUUUUGUAAUUUUCGUAUUAAUGGCGCAAUUCGUUCUUGUCAACGUGGUCGUUGCCGUUCUCAUGAAACACCUCGAGGAGAGUCAUAAACAGAUGGAAGACGAAUUGGACAUGGAAACACAACUGGAGAGAGAAUUGGCCGCAGAGCAGGAGGAACUGCUCGAGGUGGAGGAGGAAGAGGAGGAUGACGAUGACAGUCCGAGGAGGGAGGGUGAUGGCGACGACGGGGUCGGAGAUGACGACGACGUCAGGGAGCGGGAGUCGAUUCUGGUGACGAAUGACAAAAUUCCUGUUAGCAGACCUGGCCUCGCUAAAGUUCGUUCUUUGCCUGCGAACUUCAUUUAUAAUCCGCCUCGAGAGAGAAGCACAGACGAUGCAUCAGUUCCCAUGUCGCUGUCGCGUCGCAGCUCGUAUCAUCGUCCUAAUUCAAGGCCGUCCAAGUUCAAGUCAAAGCGUCGACAAACGUUCCACUCGGCACACCAUCAGAGAAGAUCGUUACUGCCGAUGCACUUCGAAUUCGCCGAAGUUAUCGAGAAGCCUGUGAGCGAUCUAAGCGUGCCUCGGAUCAUUCCGCAUCGCAGCUACGGCACAGCUAGCCGUGAUCCCAGUCAGUCGCAACGUCAAUGGUUGCAGGCGACCAGCGACGCCCAAGAUAACAAGUACCUACUGAGCGUGACUAGGCCACCGGCGAGUUCGUCUCCGGUGACGCCAGCCGGCUCAGUGACCGCGCUCUCCAAGCCAAGCAGCGACCGUUAUCUCCACCCCACGGCCACAAUAUACCCGUCCAAGGCGACGCUGAACCGCACCGGUAGCAACGCGUCGAGGACACCUACGAGCCUGGCGAACGGUUGCGAGUCCUCGAAGAGUUACGGCCGAUCCGAGGACCUGAAGCAGACCAAGGACGAGAGACGGGUGUCCGCGCCGCUGAUAGACGAUCUCGACGUGCAAUCCGUCAUUAACGAAAGGAGACCGUCCAAACUGAAGAGCGCCGGUUCGACGGUGAUGUUGAGCAACAUCGGUGAACAAUACGGCUCUACCAUCCGGGCGAGUAGCUACGGACGCGUCUACGUCGCCGAUGAAAGAUCCGACGAGGGUCUGCCGCUAUCCAGCGGGAACAUCAGCGACAACCUGGUCAGGAGCGGGAGCAGUAGCGGUAGCAAAACCGGGAGCGCCGUGGUGUACAUACCCGAAGGGGCCUGCCCCACCAUAGGCACCGACGUCAGGAUAUACGUCGACGAUACCGACUCGGCGAGCAGCAACGGACACCGCAGACAGAAGCAGCAUAGCGAGGAGACAUCGGACCCGUCGACCACAAUCCCCUCUAUGACCCAGGUACAAGUGAACACCGAAGAGGCCGAAUUGGGUGCAGAGACAUCAGAGACAUUCGGCAGGCCAGUCUCUGACGGACCCGCGGAUCCUUCUUAA
Messenger RNA from Dufourea novaeangliae, 7557 nucleotides. RefSeq names its product voltage-dependent T-type calcium channel subunit alpha-1G-like (gene Ca-alpha1T). NCBI's taxonomy places the organism in Eukaryota, Metazoa, Arthropoda, Insecta, Hymenoptera, Halictidae. Gene Ontology annotation, molecular function: low voltage-gated calcium channel activity; voltage-gated sodium channel activity. Gene Ontology annotation, cellular component: plasma membrane; voltage-gated sodium channel complex; neuron projection. The record is from RefSeq and is a predicted model, not a curated record. Gene Ontology annotation, biological process: calcium ion transmembrane transport; calcium ion import; membrane depolarization during action potential.